Dermatophagoides farinae (American house dust mite) is the source of this 1353-nucleotide messenger RNA. RefSeq lists its product as uncharacterized. NCBI's taxonomy places the organism in Eukaryota, Metazoa, Arthropoda, Arachnida, Sarcoptiformes, Pyroglyphidae. Gene Ontology annotation, molecular function: RNA binding; zinc ion binding. The record is from RefSeq and is a predicted model, not a curated record.
UUUUUUGUUUGUUUGUUUGUGGUUGCAUGUUUUGCUGAGUCCAAUUAAUUUUCACAUUUAUCGAAACUUUAAGAAUUUUGAAUAUUGAUUUUUUUUUCAAAGUGAAUUUUGCUCGCCACCAUUAUCUGAUUACAAAAUGACUGCAAGUGGUUUUCGAUUUUAUUAUGGACUUUUACAAUCACCAUUAUCUUCAUCAACAUUGUAUUCAUCAACUGCAAAAUCAGCCGCAGUAACAUUAGCAGAAAACGCAUUAUUGCAUCAUCGAAAUAAUAAUCAUUUGAAUUGUUCCAUUAAUAUGGCAAACACUACUAAUGAUUUGUCAUCACCAACAUCAUCAUUUAUGGCUUCUUUGGAAAAUCAAAAUAAUACAGAUAUAUUUCGAUUUGAUAAUCUAGGAUCAUUGGGUUAUUCAACGAAUCCAUUACCAUCAACUGUGGCUAAAUCGAUUUUAAUGGUAUUGAACGAUCGAAAUCCAUUCAUUAAUCAUCAAUUUGGUGAUGACUAUGGUGAACGAAAAUUAAAUAGACGUAAUAAUGGUAAUUUUUAUCAUAAUUUUGGCUGUAAUUCAUUUGAAAAUGAUGGAUCAUCAAUGAUGUUGAUGAUGAAAAACUAUAAAUCACAAAUACAAAAUAAACAAUAUCGCAGCAGUAGCUUAAGCAAAAAUGAUCAUCGAAAUGGUCGUAUGGAAUGUUCAUUCUGUAAGAAUCUACCACCUGAACGUGCUACCAAUUACCGUGAUCAUUGGCUUAAAGAUAAUCAAAAACGUGUUACCUGUCCAAUAUUGCGUGCAUAUAAUUGUCCAAAUUGUAAUAAUGGUGGCGGGGAUAACGCACAUACUUUAAUGCAUUGUCCAUUGAAUCGUACAAAUCUAGCAUAUGGUUUUUGCCAUCGUGCCAUUCAACAACAAAAACGACAAAUGCAACGAAAUCGUCGCAUUAAUAAUUAUCAUGUACCGUACACUAGUAGUACUGCUGCUGAUCAUGAUGAUUCUGAUGAUUAUGAUGAUUUUGGCCAUAAUAAUGAUAAUAAUAAUUAUGCAACAUUUGUACAAAAAUCACCAAAUAGUAAUGUAUCAACAAUUUGGUCAACAAUGUCGGAAGAAUCAAAUUCAAAUUGGAUUGAUAGUGAUGGCAAUGGUGGUGGUGAUUUUGAAUGGUAAUCUAUCUAGUUGUUGGUCAAUAAUUUUCCACUAUUUUACUGAUUUUGCAUUGAUAUACUUUCAUAUAUACAUUUUUCGUGCCCUUUUAAAUUUCAUUUUUUUUAAUAUCAAUUAGAAAACCAAACCAUUAUACUAAUACAUACUGCUUUUGACCAUGAUGAUUCUGGUCAUAAUAAUGAUAAUAACUAAUAUUA